This is a messenger RNA of Mycena citricolor, 4453 nucleotides long. The record is from the annotation of a GenBank genome assembly. Lineage: Eukaryota; Fungi; Basidiomycota; Agaricomycetes; Agaricales; Mycenaceae.
GUAGAAACGUGUGACGCACGCUCACGUGUUAGUGUGACCUAGUUCAUAAUUAGCGACUGCUGCCAGCAAUUUUGCUUCCGCUCACUCGCGCGACGCGACGAGCCUCUGACCACCGCCAACCCAUGCCACCACCAACCGGGCUCUCAAAGACGCGCGUGGCCCAGUGGCGAUUGACCGUCGAUCUGCAAGACGACGCUGCCGGAGAGGUCUCGUUGCCUGUGCUGCACCACACGAAUGCGUCGCGCGUGACGAGGCUGGUGGGCGACGCCAAGAGGUUCCUGGUCGUCUGCUUCUCGAAGAAAUCGAAAGAUCGCUUCAUCAAAGAGUGGCUAGAGGCUAAUACUCGGGACGAGUCGGAGAUCUUGUUGCAGGACCAGGAAGUAUACAAGUACUUUGGGUACACCGAGAACAAUCUCAAAUCCAGCCAAGUGCUGUACUUUCGAGAAGGCUCGGACUUCACCGUCGCCUCUUUGCUGGAAAGCCUGGGCCAGGUCAGGGCGGUCUAUGACAAGGAUGGACCUGGCAAAUUCUGUGCCCGUCUCGGGCUGUCUUUCUCUUCUACUGUACCGUCGAUCAAUAUCCUUCCAGAAGAGCGAUGCGAACUACCCGACCUCAGAGCUGACGACGGCUCGCUCACCACAGACGGGGUCGGGCUCGUUCCCCAGUCAUUCGCAUCAGAGGUCACCGCUAUACUCGAUAUCCCCCAGGACACGUCCGCAUGGCAAAUCCGCCUCGGUGGCAUCAAGGGCAUGGUCACUGUCAUCCCUGACGACCUGUUCCACCGGCUUUGCGGCGGUGUGACGGGCAAGAAACUGGUGUACCGCCCGUCGAUGCUCAAGUAUUCAGGCGGCCCCAAUAUGCUUGAGAUUCAGAAUGUAUCCAAGGCAGCCAAAGCCGGACGGCUCAACAAGCAGUUUAUUCUGCAACUACUGACCCGUGGGAUCCGGCUCGAAGUCUUCGAGGACCUGCUUCGUCUCCAGAUUGAGCAGAUCGACGAUAUCCUUACGAAUCGUGAGCGGGCGCUCGAAUGCGUCGAGGGCGACCUGGAUUCGGACGGGGCAGCUUUCUUCCAGGACUUGUACGAGAUGCUCCUCGCCGGAUUCGAUGCCACAGAGCCCUACGUUGCAACGCAGCUUCAGCGGUUCCGAAAGCACUUUCUCGAUAGUCUGCGGAACAAACUGAACAUCUCAGUCAAGGGCUCGUAUAAUCUGUACGGCGUGGCCGAUCCGAGCGACGUCCUCAAGGAAGGCGAGGUGUACGUCAAUCUGCCGAGCAAGGGCGGCGUGCAGGUCGGCCCUGUCGCUGUCUUGCGGAGUCCUGCGUACGAUCCCAACGGGGUGCGAGUGCUGGUGGCCGUGGACAGGCCCGAGUUGCGGUUCCUGACGAACUGCGUUGUGUUCUGCACGGGUGGAUCGCACAGCGAGACCGAUCGGAUGGGCGGAGGGGAUCUGGACGGGGACAUGUUCUUCACCAUCUUCGAUCAAUCACUCAUCCCCAGUGCGCGCGACUUUCCUGAUCCCGCGCCCAAGCAGCAGCACGCGCCGGCCAGCGCAUCCGUCACCAUCGGUGGGCGUACACACACCGCGGCGGGGAAGAAGCAGUUCAAGGACCUGCGGGCCGACGCGGUCAGGACAUUCGUCGAUCUGCACGGGAACAUGCUGGUCGGACAGAUCGACAAGGAGUGGAUGGCGAACGUCGUGCGGUCGCCCGAGCUGGCGGACUCGGACUCGUGUCGGAGGUUGUUGCCGAUGAUGGAGACUGCUUUGGACCUGGUGAAGAGCGGUGGGAGCCUGGCCGGACUGAAAACCGACCUCAAUAUGUUUAGGUUGCGGAACAAGCCGCCAACGCAGGUUCCCGGCUGGGAGGACCCUCUACUGCUGCUCAGCCGGCUGGUUCCUAUAGCAGAAGCACCGGCCAGCACGUUUGUGUGCGACCCGCAGCUGGUGCUCCUGAAUUCGACAUCGGAGCAGGCGUGGAGCGAGUCGUGUGCGGAGGCGAGGAAGAUCAUGAGGCAGUACAACCAGUCGCUGCAAGCCGCCAUCCAGGCUGACAAGGAUGCGAAGGAGGCUGGAUGGGAUGAAGACAUGAAACGCGCUGAUGUGCUGAAGCAGGAGAUAUUGGCCAGAUAUUUUCCGAUGCCGAUGGCGAAUGUACUCGAAGAUACACCUAGGUACCUGCUUCAAGCUUCCGUGUGGUAUUAUGUCGGAUACCAGCAUGAGAAACCCUCCUUUGCCUGGCUUGCUGGACGGUGGCUUUGUCACCUCAAAACAGUCCACAGCGGAACUUUUCCUAUAUCGGUUGGCCGACAAGCCCUUCCUCUGUCAGGAUCCAAUACUGCUGUCCCAACAGCCAUGGCAGUCCCGGUUUCGUAUCCGUCUUCCAGUCGUCCUCGGGCCACUACCCGACGCCUGGCUCGAGAGAAUACGGAUGAAACCCUCGUCGACCUAGAUACCGCAUCCGGGCCGAUGCCCGUGUCACCCAAGCCUCGCCAUCCUACACGCAACCCAUUCGUGGAGUCGCCCGUCAGCGUCUCUGCGCCACUCGCUGCAGCGCCCGCUCCUUUCUCCGACGCGCGCGUGACGCUUCGGAAACACAAACCAACCCGUGACCCUCCGCGUGAGCAGCGUCCCCCGCCCGCAGAGAGCGCAUCAUGUGCCCCACCGCGUCGGACCCGGCUCCCGGCUGACCAUACGUGUCGCUUCGAGAUCCAGUCGCCGACGAAGCGGCGUGUGUGCCGCUGCGGUGCGAUCUUGCACGGCAGCGAGAGUGUGUUCUGACCCGCCUUUCGAUUCUGAAUACCCGAGAGCUGUACAUAUCGACUGGACUGACGCUGAGUAUCUUGUUGCGCUAGUAUUGUAUUUACCUGCUAAUGGAAGUAGAUAGAUGUACGAGAUCUGUAUAUACUGUAUGUGUGUAGUGCCACUUUCUUGAGAUUCGAAUGCAGAAGAGAGCGUACCGGGUGCUCGACAGCAGCCGCGCCCUCGGCCAUCUCGGUCGACGGCCCAUGGAGAGCGGAGGGUGCAGGCCCGGAGGGAGAUGGCGGCUCAGCACAGCACCGCAAGAUGCGUACACAUCCGGUCCCAUGGAGCGCAGCGGAUCCGGGAUCCCCAGGUUGCGUGAUGCCCAUCGCUCAUCGUGACGGGCACUGGGAUUGCCAUCGACGUCGAGGUACUUACGGCGCUCAAUGAAUCCAGGUACCGAGGACAUACAUCAUCCAUCAUCUGAUCGUCGUGGGAGUAGGAGGACGUGGGGGUUGAUUGGACGCUGCGACACGUCUCUGCGGAGUCUGGGCUACGGGUCUGCUGCCUCCAGGCGACUGGGCGCCCGGUCCGAGCAACGCCGGGGCAAUUUGUCGCUACUCGUGAACGGGACAUGUCUGUCCGCUCGACGGACGAGCGGCGGUGAUGGGGACGGCGGGGACAGCAGACCAGCAGGCGUCGAUGUCCAGAGGGCGAAAUCGAAAGCUGCCUGAGGGACUCUCGAGUCGAUCUCACCUUCUCGGAGGCAUUGUGCCAGAGAACUCGAGCGGCUCGGGCGAAGCCGAAACGCGCGUGAGCGUGCUGACGAGACACAUCAAGUUCACGAAGCAGGGGAAUCAACGAGCAACCGCGACUCAACGCCCAUCACUCUGCGAUGAUUCAUCCCGCUGGAUACCCCUAGACUGCUACUCUGUGGCAGAGAUGGAGGCCUUCCAUGACAAUUAUCCCAACGCUGCAGUCCCCGAGCGUCUCCGGCGCUGUUUAAUCUAUUCCUAAGCUGCCCUGACGAGUCAUGGAGGAGUUUGACCUGGAAACACAGUGCGACCGCCUAGGACGCAAGUGGGGAAUCUGUGCCAUCGGGUCGUCUAGCAGCCACAGCUGGAGAUGGUCCCUCCGCGAUGCUACUGGGCUCUGCUCUCCGUUGUUAUGAUGCGUGCACGGUACUAUAAGUACGACGCUAGUCGUGCUCUGGAAAGCACAACCCGCAAAAACACUCUCAACUCCAUUCAACAAAAGAACCUACUCACCAAAUACUAUGUCGCAGCAACUGAACUGGGCUCCGAAGAGGCAUCAGCUGAAUAAAGGCAAGGCCUGCUUGAACUGCAGGUUCGUCUGACUUGCCCGCCGUGGCAGCAUGUCUCGUUAACCGCAUGUCCUCCUCAAGACGGCGGAAAGUUAAAUGCGACGCCAAGAAACCGAUCUGCUCUCCGUGCGAGCGCUUCACCGGAGGUGGAUGCGUUGACUGCGAGUACUCCGAUUCCGGCAUGGCCCAGUCUCAGAUACUUGAAGAACAAAUCACCAUCGUCCAAUCCAGGAUUCGCGAGCUCGAGCAGCCGCAUGCGAUGAAUCGCUCGGUGAUCUUGCAGAAUCCUUUUGGGCCGGACUACGUUCAACACAUGUUUGAGGACCCGUCCGAUUUUUUCGCCGCCGCUGGGCCUGCUACUUCUCGCAUUCCGUAUGAGCUGCUGUGUGUC